Molecule: messenger RNA, 2440 nt
Organism: Anarrhichthys ocellatus (wolf-eel)
Lineage: Eukaryota; Metazoa; Chordata; Actinopteri; Perciformes; Anarhichadidae
Gene: sgo1
Product: shugoshin 1
Exons: 10
Coding region: 120-2096 (658 amino acids)
Biological process (GO): meiotic chromosome segregation
Cellular component (GO): nucleus; chromosome, centromeric region
Source: RefSeq, a predicted model, not a curated record
CCUGCAGAGAGUCGGAUGUGAUGUGCUGAAAUGGAUUGUGUUGCUAAAUAACUUUAGUCAACAACGCAUUUAGCUACACACCAAAUAGCCUGGUGGUUUGCACGUGUCGAUCCUGAGCCAUGGCGAAAGAACGGGUCCAGAAGAAGUCCUUCCAGCAGAGUCUGGAGGACAUUAAGGAGAGGAUGAAGGAAAAGAGGAACAAACGGCUGGCUCGUGCUUCAGCCCCCAGAAGAGUACGGUCCAAAAUUAUAAACAACAGCAGUGUGGUUAACUCCAUUCACACCAUCCUGAAGGGUGUCCAGCUGAACAACAAGGAGCUGGCUGUUGCCCUGCAAGUUGAGAAGGAAAAGGGGAGACAGGCUAAUGCAGUGAUCCUGCAGCUGAAAAGGGAGCAACAGGCACUGUUUCUUCACCUACUUCUGUUCAAGAAGAAGCUCAAGGAGCAGGAGGCUCUCGCAGUGAGUGCUGCAGAGAAUAAAGCUCCAAACGUCCUUGUGGAACCCAAACACCAUGUGGAUUCAGCGAGGAGAAAGUGGUCCAGCCAGAACCUUGAUAAGCCCAUUGUGUCCAAAUCCUCACCAAUUUGUGCAGACCUUCCGCCUUCUGAAAAGAAUAAACAAUCUGACAGGCAGAUGCUGCUGCCAUCUACGGUGAGUGUGAGACGUCGCCAUGCAGAUCGAAGCAGCAGCAGCAGGAGGAGGUCUGACCGUGUGCAAGAAAGGAAGUCGUUGAGUGAGGGUGACCCCAUCACAGGCUUGGGUACUUUGAUAGCAAGUCCUAUUCGCAGUGACUACGAAAAUACAAAUAAGCCACAGCGAGGAGCAGAAACAGAUGUAGUGGAGCCCGUUGGAACUGAGGAUUUUCUCCAUUCUACUCCCGAACCUGUCCCGCCCAAAAACAGCAACAACCAGCAGCGGCCCAGCAGAAAAAAAAUCCAGCAGCAGCCCCGAACCAAACCAGAAGCUGCUCCACAGAAAGCAGAGAGAGGCCGCAAACCAGACCGGGCCCCAUUGAAGAAACCUUGGGAGAAUCACAAACCCAGAACUCGCUCCAAGAGUCGAGACCGCUCAGCCACACGGGCCCAAACAGCAGUUCCGUCACAGGGCAAUAAGCUCAACAGCUCACUGGGUUUUAAUGACACAUUUGACUUUGAUUGUGAGGAGGCGGUUCACCUCACACCGUUUAGGGCCAAGGCAGAGGACACUCAGUCGUCCACGCCCAUCGGCGAAGAGACUCCUCAAACUGAGGCUACAGAUGUGGUUUCCAAACAGAUUGAAUCCAGCUCGUCAUCACCAGCUUCUGAAUCCGAGGACAGCCUUUAUGUCCCUCAGAAGAGCAGACGGGCACAGACUUCCCCCGACGAGACCAACGUGAUCACCACUCGUAGAGGCCGGCACUCUAAAGUCGUCAGACAGAAAGAAAUCAUCCCUCCAAAACAAGGGAACUCUGUCUUCAGAGAUGAGGAUUCAAGUCCUAAGGCUGUAGAGCCUGAAAAGACGGAAGCUCAUUACUCCCCUGACUCCAGCUUCUCUAACAGUCCUGACUCAGCGUUGUUGAGACGGGAAAGUCACCACGAGCCUCCAAGAGGGGUUAAGGAGAAGGAUUGUUUGCUGCCUGUCAGCCCUCUGGUUGAAGUGGAGAUGAUGAGAAUAGACAAUGUCCUGUCUAAUUUCGGCGACUCCUCUGGUGAAGCUCCUCCUCUUUUACCUCACCAAACACCCCAGAGGAUCAAGAUGUGCAAGAAACGUGGGCUUGGUGUAAGGACAGCAGGGCGGGGCUUGAGUCUGUGUGAUGUGACCAAUCUGUCCCCUGCAGCCUAUCGCAAAUUCUCCCAUGGUGGCUCACGGCCGUCCGAUGCCCGAUGCGGCACCCCCGUUCCUGCUCGCAAGCGGCGCUGCACCAUGGUGGUGGACUACAAGGAACCCACGCUAAAUGCGAAACUUCGGCGUGGAGACAAGUUCACAGACGUGCAGUUCCUCUGCUCUCCUAUUUUCAAGCAAAAGUCUGGCAGGAGGUCUGUGCAGAAAUCAAGGAAUUCAAUUAGCAGCCAGCAGCCAUUUGAUAAAUACAAUGAGUCAUUUGUUGGAUGUCGCUGAAUGCAGCUACCUUGUGGAGUUUUGGCUGGUAUUGUCCGUUUUAAUGUGAUUUCUUAGGUUUGACUGACAAGUUUGUUUUUUUUAACUCUCAAUAUUGUAUUUUUUUUUUUAUUAUUAUUUGAUGAAAAACUGUGAUCAGUAGAGCUUAAUUGUUGGCUGCAAAGCUUACGUCUGGCUUUUCUCCUCAUGAUCUCUAUGUAAAUGUAUUAAUGGUUAUUUUAUGAAGAUGGCUAAUUCUAUUUGUCAGCAUCUUUAGUUCUAUUUUUAUUAUAUCCUGAAUUACUUCAUAUUAUUGUCAUUUAAUAUAUUUUAAUGUUUCAUUAAUUGUAAUAUUCUACUGUAUU